AGCACCGCCGAAUGCGUGUUUUCGUGACCGAGGUUUUUCUUUCUUCAUUUUUCCGAGUAUUUCGCAGCGUUUAGCUCUACUUCCAUUCUUCAUCUGUAGCUGUUUGAACUUCGUAUCUGGCACAGCGCCAACGCCGUCCGUGCGCCAGACACUCCGUCACACACACACACACUCACGCACACACGCACACACACACACACACACACACACAUCCAAUUAGGAAGAAAACGAAUUAUUUUCUCUUUUCUUUGCCGCUUUUCUCCAGGGGCCUUUAGCAUCUUUUGUUUUAGUUUUUUGCGGACUACUCCGCAUUCGUUUCUCUCACAAACAGGUUUUUCUACUCUACGCUUCUUGAUUUUACAGGUGGACUGCUUUGAUCGACUCCCGUCGCACAACGGUGACAGCGAGAAGGAAAAAAAGAAAGGGGGUUGUAUUUCACAAAGCGAGACCUCCCUUGUUCUCCCAAGCGCGGGCUUUCAAGACAGCUUUGUUUGUCUGUGUGUAUAUAUAUGUGGCAGCAUGUUCUGGUGCAGUCGAGUGCUCCGAUACCUCGUCCACUCCCCUCGUGGCGUCAACUUUAGCCUAUCUGCCGAUGACGCGGUAAGCCGAAUUCGCGACAAGUACGGACGGCGGUGGUUUGGCGCGCGCCUGGACUAUCUUGACCUGGAGCAUCCAUCGAAGGAGUUUCUCCCCUUCUACCUUUGCAGCGGUCGCAUUCAUGCCACAUUCGUCGGCAACAUCACCUACUCCACCAACCAGAUGAGCGUCGACGGCAAAAGCACCAGCUCCUCCACUCGACGAGUCUCCACCGCCUUGCAGACACUGGAGAGCGUUUUUGAGGAGAACAAGACGCAGAUCUACGCGGGGUACAAGUACAACAUCGCCCACGUGCACUCCGCCCUGCGCAGCGAUGAGAUGUCCUACACGCUGCAGAAGAUGUACAAGGUCGACACCGCAGGCGCCACCAUUAACCUCUUCGAGCAGUCUACCUCGUCGAUGAUCAAGUUUGUCGAGAUGGAGACGCGGCGGCAGGCGGAGGCGACGGCGCAGUCGAUGGUGCGCUCCUUCCACCCUGAUGCGCAGUCCAUCACGAUUGCCUUUAAAGAAUUCACCUUCCACAUCGACGAGGUCACCCCAACCUUCGUCCCGUGCUACGUGGUGAAGGCGAAUUACGACGAGGAGCGCUACACACUCUACGUCUCCGGCGUUAACGGCCAGGUGGGCGGCCCGUACUUGCUGAACUCACUGUUUCUUGCGCGAACGACGGCCCUCGCCGUGGUGGCCGCCACCCUGUUCGUUGUACCCAACAAGAUCGCUGCCUUUGUGUACGGCUCCGUCAUCUCGGUUGCGGCCUACUACGCCGCCUUCUACACCGCGAAGUGGUACCCGGCGAUGCGCCGCAACUGGAACCGGCACCAGCGGCAGAAGCUGCGCACGGAGAACCUGGGCACGGACCACGGCGGCUACCGCCCCAGCACCACCUCGCGACACAUCCAGCAGGAGUACCGCACGUCGUCCUACUGGGACUCGCACCCUUUCCAGCAGAGGAAAUGGAAGACCGCACACGCGGCCGGGACCGACACGGGCAGCGCACGCGCAUCGUCUGCGUCAUCCGCAUCCUCGUCCUCACACCCGGUGGCGGACCCGUUGGGUUACUACCGCAUUCUGGAGCUCCGCGGCGACGAGUCGGUGAACGAAAUUCGCAGUGCGUAUCGUCGCAUUGUGCUCAAGCAGCACCCCGACGUGGGCGGCUCUGAGGAGGCGAUGACGAAGGUGAACGAGGCGUACCGCGUGUUGCGCGACCCAAAGCGGCGAGACGCGUACGAUCGCCAGUUAGCGUGA
Leptomonas pyrrhocoris is the source of this 1842-nucleotide messenger RNA. Its product is annotated as putative Dnaj domain protein. The record is from RefSeq and is a predicted model, not a curated record. NCBI's taxonomy places the organism in Eukaryota, Euglenozoa, Kinetoplastea, Trypanosomatida, Trypanosomatidae. The coding region runs from base 520 to 1842 and encodes 440 amino acids. The transcript has a single exon.